This is a messenger RNA of Amaranthus tricolor (Joseph's coat), 7086 nucleotides long. RefSeq lists its product as uncharacterized. Gene Ontology annotation, cellular component: cell cortex; site of polarized growth. The record is from RefSeq and is a predicted model, not a curated record. NCBI's taxonomy places the organism in Eukaryota, Viridiplantae, Streptophyta, Magnoliopsida, Caryophyllales, Amaranthaceae. Bases 280 to 6726 code for a protein of 2148 amino acids. The transcript has 18 exons. Gene Ontology annotation, biological process: cell morphogenesis.
GUAUAUAAAGUUGGAAGAAAAAAAAAGAAAAUAAAAGAAAAGAAAAGAAAAAUAAAUCCCUUUUCAGGAGAGAAGGGAAAAGACCAGAAUUACGGUGGUGUUGUGGGUGUCAUCAUCGACGAGACGACGACCCCCAACGGCAACCGCCAUUGCCAGACCUCUAACCCUAAAGAUAUCUUCUUUUAUCUUUUUCUCUCAUCCCAUUACGACCGCCCCAAUCUUAUGGCUUUCUGAUCCGAUUACACAUCUCUGUUUAAAUUUUAUUUGGAAUGAUUAAAAAUGAAGUCGGGGAGUGCGGCAAAGUUGAUUGUAGAUGCGCUGCUUCAGCGUUUUCUUCCGCUUGCUAGGCGUCGAAUUGAAACUGCUCAAGCGCAGGAUGGGCAAUACCUUAGUCCAUCUGACCCAGCUUAUGACCAAGUACUGGAUUCCCUUGCAAUGGUGGCGCGACAUACUCCUGUACCUCUCUUAGAAGCCCUUCUUAGAUGGAGAGAGAGUGAAUCCCCAAAAGGUGCCAAUGACGCUUCUACAUUCCAAAGAAAGCUUGCAGUGGAGUGCAUUUUUUGUUCAGCCUGUAUCCGUUUUGUGGAGUGUUGUCUUCCAGAAGGACUUACAGAGAAGCUCUGGUCUGGGCUUGAGAACUUUGUGUUUGACUGGCUUAUCAAUGCAGACAGGGUUGUUAGCCAGGUAGAAUAUCCAUCCCUUGUUGAUUUGAGGGGGCUGCUCUUGGAUCAUGUUGCUCAACUUUUAGGCGCUUUAUCUCGUAUAAGGUUUAGCUCUGUAACUGAGCGUUUCUUCAUGGAAUUGAAUACUCGGAGAAUUGACACUAGUGUUGCCCGAAGUGAGACAUUGAAUAUCAUCAGUGGCAUGCGCUACUUGAAACUUGGGGUUAAGACAGAAGGUGGAUUGAAUGCAUCAGCCUCUUUUGUAGUAAAAGCAAAUCCGCUGAACCGUGUUCCACCACAUAAACGGAAAAGUGAACUCCAUCAUGCACUUUGCAAUAUGCUCACAAAUAUUUUGGCCCCACUAGCUGAUGGUGGAAGAAAUCAGUGGCCCCCCUCUGGUGUGGAACCUGCUCUAAAUCUUUGGUAUGAGGCGGUAGGACGAAUUAGAUUGCAGAUGCUCCAUUGGAUGGACAAGCAGAGCAAACAUAUAGCUGUGGGAUACCCUCUCGUGACUCUUUUUCUUUGUCUUGGAGAGCCUCAAACUUUCGAAGCUAAUUUUGGUCCACACAUGGAGCAGCUUUACAAGCUGCUGCGAGAUAAGAAUCAUCGUUUUAUGGCUUUGGAUUGCCUCCAUCGCGUUGUGAGAUUUUAUCUGGGUGCGUAUGCGCCUAGUCACCCACCAAAUCGUGUUUGGGACUACCUGGAUAGUGUCACCUCACAAUUGCUAACUAUACUAAGGAAAGGAAUGCUUAGUCAGGAUGUCCAACAUGACAAACUUGUUGAAUUUUGUGUGACUAUAGCAGAAAGCAACCUAGAUUUUGCAAUGAACCAUAUGAUUUUGGAAUUGCUAAGGCAAGAUAGUUCAAGUGAAGCAAAAGUUAUUGGUCUCCGUGCUUUGCACAGAAUUGUUGUGUCUCCAUCUAGUGAAUAUCUUGGAUUGGAAAUUUUCCAAGAGCAUAAUAUUGGCCACUACAUUCCAAAGGUGAAGGCUGCUAUUGAGUUUAUCAUAAGGUCUUGCCAUCGAACAUACAGUCAGGCUCUUCUCACUUCUUCAAGGACAGCUAUUGAUUCUGUCACAAAGGAAAAAUCUCAAGGCUAUCUUUUCCGCUCGGUUUUGAAAUGCAUACCGGACUUGAUAGAAGAGGUUGGACGAAAUGAUAAGAUCACUGAAAUUAUUCCUCAACAUGGCAUAAGUAUUGAUCCUGGUGUACGUGAAGAAGCUGUGCAAGUGCUGAAUCGAAUUGUGAAAUCUUUGCCCCAACGUCGAUUUGCCGUCAUGAGAGGGAUGGCAAAUUUUAUCUUACGUCUUCCUGAUGAGUUUCCACUUCUUAUUCAAACAUCAUUGGGACGUUUGUUGGAAUUGAUGCGUUUCUGGAGAUUACGAUUACAUGAAGAAAGGCUAGAGUUUGAUGCACAAGAUGCAAAGAUUAUGGCCCAGGAUAUAGGUUCCUUCAGGAGGCCUUCUGUUCAUCGUUCUGGAGAAGCUGUUGAUUUUCGUGCUUCUGAGAUUGAUGCUGUUGGUCUGAUCUUUCUUUGUUCUGUUGAUAGUCAGAUCAGGCAUACUGCGCUGGAGUUGUUACGCUGUGUGCGAGCCUUAUGGAAUGACAUAAGUGAUCUUGCUGUUUAUGAAAAACAAGAUCAGACUUUGAGGAACGAAGCUGAACCUAUAUUCAUAAUUGACGUCCUUGAGGAAAAUGGGGAUGACAUUGUUCAGAGCUGUUACUGGGAUUCUGGUCGCCCAUUUGACAUGAGACGUGAAUGUGAUGCUGUUCCACCUGAUGUUACCAUUCAAUCCAUUCUGUUUGAAAGUCCUGAUAAGAAUAGGUGGGCUAGGUGUCUCAGCGAGCUUGUGAAAUAUGCUGCUGAGCUUUGCCCAAGAUCUGUUCAGGAAGCAAAGUCUGAAGUGAUUCGCCGUCUUGCAUAUAUUACACCUAUUGAGUUAGGUGGCAGGGCUAAUCAGUCACAAGAUGCUGAUAACAAGUUGGAUCAGUGGCUCAUGUAUACAAUGUUUGCUUGUUCAUGUCCUCCAGAUGCUAGGGAGGCCGCCAGCUUUGGAUCAACAAAAGAGCUUUUUAGACUUAUUUUUCCAUCACUAAAAUCUGGAUCUGAAGCUCAAGUGAAUGCUGCUACGAUGGCUCUUGGUCAUUCUCAUCUGGAAGUUUGUGAAACUAUGUUUGGAGAACUAACAUCUUUUAUUGAUGAGGUAUCUCUUGAGACAGAAGGAAAGCCCAAAUGGAAGAGUCAAAAGUCUCGCCGGGAAGAGCUACGUAUUCACUUAGCAAAUAUCUAUCGAACUGUGGCAGAGAAAAUUUGGCCUGGCAUGCUCAGCCGGAAACCUGUUUUCCGCCUUCACUACUUAAAGUUCAUUGAAGAGACACAUCGACAUAUCCUGACUGCAUCAUUAGAAAGUUUUCAAGAUAUGCAACCCCUCCGUUAUGCUCUGGCCACUGUCUUAAGAUAUCUUGCUCCCGAAUUUGUUGAAUCAAAAUCUGAAAAGUUUGAUCUUAGAACAAGAAAGCGGUUGUUUGAACUUCUUCUUUCUUGGAGUGAUGAUAUGGGUUGUGCUUGGAAUCAAGAUGGGAUUAGUGAUUACCGACGUGAGCUGGAAAGAUAUAAAGCUUCUCAGCAUGUGCGCUCAAAGGAUUCUGUGGACAAACUUUCGUUUGAUAAGGAACUUAAUGAACAAGUAGAAGCUAUACAAUGGGCAUCCAUGAAUGCUGUGGCUUCACUCUUGUACGGACCUUGUUUUGAUGACAAUGCCAGGAAAAUGAGUGGCAGAGUGAUAUCCUGGAUUAAUAGUCUGUUUAUUGAGCCUGCUCCAAAGGCUCCAUUUGGCUAUUCACCUGCGGAUCCAAGGACUCCAUCUUAUUCUAAAUAUGCUGGUGAUGGUGGGCGAGCUGCAGGGCGUGAUCGACACAAAGGUGGCCAUCUUCGUGUUUCCUUGGCAAAAUUGGCGUUGAAGAAUCUGCUUCUGACAAAUUUAGACCUCUUUCCUGCUUGUAUAGAUCAGUGCUAUUACUCUGAUGCUGCCAUAGCCGAUGGGUACUUCAGUGUUCUGGCUGAAGUCUACAUGCGCCAAGAGAUACCUAAAUGUGAAAUUCAGAGAUUGCUGAGCUUAAUUUUGUACAAGGUUGUUGAUCCAUCAAGGCAAAUUCGAGAUGAUGCCUUGCAGAUGCUUGAGACUCUUUCUGUUCGUACAUGGGCAGAAGAUGGAAUGGAAGGCUCAGGUAGCUAUAGAGCUGCUGUUGUUGGAAAUCUCCCUGAUUCUUACCAACAGUUCCAGUAUAAACUUUCCUGCAAACUUGCAAAGGAUCAUCCUGAGUUGAGUCAGCUUCUCUGCGAGGAAAUUAUGCAGAGGCAGCUUGAUGCUGUUGACAUAAUCGCCCAGCAUCAGGUCUUAACGUGUAUGGCACCCUGGAUAGAAAAUCUUAAUUUUUGGAAACUAAAGGAUGGUUGGACUGAACGCUUGUUAAAAAGUUUGUACUACGUUACUUGGCGGCAUGGUGAUCAGUUUCCUGAUGAAAUUGAGAAGCUUUGGAGUACAAUUGCUAGCAAGUCUAGGAACAUUAGUCCAGUUCUUGACUUUUUAAUAACCAAAGGUAUUGAAGAUUGUGACUCCAAUGCUUCUGCUGAAAUUAGUGGUGCUUUUGCUACUUAUUUUUCAGUUGCAAAAAGGGUGAGCCUGUACCUUGCAAGGAUCUGUCCGCAGCGGACAAUAGAUCAUCUUGUGUAUCAAUUAGCACAACGGAUGCUUGAGGAUAGUGUAGAACCUCUAAGGCCUAGCACCAGCAAGAUUGAUAUCAACAGUAAUGCCAUAUUGGAAUUUUCUCAAGGACCUGUAGCUCCACAAGUCACAUCUAUUGUUGACAGCCAGCCACAUAUGUCACCUUUGCUCGUUCGAGGCUCUCUCGAUGUUCCUCUGAGGAACACUAGUGGGAGCUUGAGUUGGCGCACUGCUGGUGUAGGUGGGCGCAAUGCCUCAGGCCCACUGAGUCCUAUGCCUCCUGAGAUGAAUGUUGUUCCUAUCACUCCUGCCGGACGUUCAGGUCAGCUUCUUCCAUCUUUGGUCAACAUGUCUGGGCCUUUGAUGGGGGUUCGUAGUUCUACUGGGAGUAUACGCAGCCGUCAUGUGUCCAGGGACAGUGGUGAUUACUUCAUUGACACUCCAAACUCUGGUGACGAUGGCUUGCAUUCUGGUGUUGGAAUGCAUGGUGUUAAUGCAAAAGAGCUUCAUUCAGCUCUGCAGGGUCACCAACAGCAUUCACUCACUCAAGCAGAUAUUGCUUUGAUUCUGCUUGCUGAAAUUGCCUAUGAGAAUGAUGAAGAUUUUAGGGAGCACUUACCUUUGCUUUUUCACGUGACUUUUGUUUCGAUGGACAGUUCAGAAGAUAUUGUUCUUGAGCAUUGCCAACACCUUCUUGUUAACUUGUUAUAUUCGCUAGCUGGGAGGCACUUGGAGCUGUAUGAGGUAGAAAAUAGUGAUGGAGAGAACAAGCAACAGGUAGUCAGCUUAAUCAAGUAUGUGCAAUCUAAGCGUGGAAGCAUGAUGUGGGAAAAUGAGGACCCCACUGUUGUUAGGCCUGAUGUCCCAAGUUCGGCACUUUUGUCUGCACUAGUGCAAAGCAUGGUUGAUGCAAUUUUUUUCCAGGGGGAUCUUCGAGAGACCUGGGGAACAGAAGCGUUGAAAUGGGCCAUGGAGUGUACUUCAAGGCAUCUAGCAUGCCGGUCCCAUCAAAUAUACCGAGCAUUGAGGCCAAAGGUAACCAGUGAUGCCUGUGUUUCACUUCUCCGUUGCCUGCACAGGUGUUUAACUAAUCCUCAACCUGAUGUUUUGGGAUUCAUUAUGGAGAUCCUGUUGACACUCCAAGUGAUGGUAGAGAACAUGGAACCUGAAAAAGUUAUACUUUAUCCCCAGCUUUUUUGGGGCUGUGUUGGGAUGAUGCACACAGAUUUUGUGCAUGUUUACUGUCAGGUCCUUGAGCUUUUCUUGCGUGUGAUAGAUCGCUUGUCCUUCAGGGAAAGGACAACAGAAAAUGUGCUCCUAUCUAGCAUGCCCCGUGAUGAGCUUGAUGCUAAUGUAUCUGAAGUGGGGGAAUUCCAGCACUCGGAUUCAAGGACAGGUGUUGAUCUUGGUGGUAAAGUUCCUGCAUUUGAAGGUGUGCAACCUCUUGUUCUGAAAGGGCUUAUGUCAACUGUUAGCCAUGGUGUUUCUAUUGAAGUCCUGUCACGCAUCACAUUCCCAUCAUGUGACUCUAUUUUUGGGGAUCCAGGAACGAGGCUUCUCAUGCAUAUUACUGGCUUGCUACCAUGGCUCUGUUUACAACUUAGCAAGGAUCCCAUAGGGCUUGCCUUGCCUCUACAUCAGCAGUAUCAGAAAGCUUGCUCUGUUGCUUCCAACAUCGCACUCUGGUGUCGAGCGAAAUCUCUCGAGGGGUUGGCCACUGUAUUCUUAGCCUACUCGCAAGGUGAGUUCAAGACUAUAAACAAUCUACUUGCUUGCAUAGCUCCAUUAUUGUGCACCGAAUGGUUCCCAAAGCACUCAGCAUUAGCGUUUGGGCAUCUUCUGAGACUAUUAGAGAGAGGGCCUGUUGAGUAUCAGCGAGUGAUUCUUCUUUUGUUGAAAGAACUACUUCAGCAUACUCCAGUUGAUGCUGCCCAAAAUCCACAUAUGUAUGCAAUCGUCUCCCAGCUGGUCGAGAGCUCUUUGGGGUGUGACGCACUCAGCGUUCUGGAAGCCCUAUUGCAAAGUUGCAGCUCCUUGAGUGGGUCUCACCUGCACGAGCCUAUCAGUUAUGAGAACGGCCAUGCUGGGGCAGAAGAAAAGCUACCUGCACCUCAGACUUCAUUCAAGGCUCGUAGUGGGCCCUUACCUUAUGUCCUGGGAUCAGGUUUUGGAACGGCAUCAAUGUCUCAUGGGCAAGUUGAAUCCGGCAUGCAAUCCAAGGAAAUUGCCUUACAAAAUACACGGUUUCUUUUGGGACGGGUUUUGGAUAACUGUGCUCUCGGAAGGAAGAAAGACUAUAAAAGGCUGGUGCCUUUUGUCUCAAAUAUUGGAAAUCCUUGAGCUAUUUUAUUCACUGUAUAUAACUUCAAUUUUUGCUGCUGCUUGUGUAUGUAGUAUUUACGAUGCUCGUACGACAUAUAAAAUUUAUUCUGUUAGCAUUGCUCUUGAAGAUGCAAGAAUAGUUAGCACAUAAUUUCUGUAUAUAGCUGGUAGAAAGUUAUCAGUAUGUAAUGUAUCUGGAUUAUGGUAUGUAAAGAUGUUUUUAAAAUUUACAUUAUGCAUUUUAGAAGGUCAACUCACCCCCUUAAGACAAUGGUGCCCCUAUAUAGGAGCAUAUAUCUUUUUAAAAUAUCCAAAUUAGUUGUUUAAAAUUCUUACACAAAAUAUGUAAUUAUAUAUUAUGUUAACAAUUUUACCAAA